Messenger RNA from Pogoniulus pusillus (Red-fronted tinkerbird), 2717 nucleotides. RefSeq names its product probable G-protein coupled receptor. Gene Ontology annotation, cellular component: signaling receptor complex; endosome; plasma membrane. Bases 221 to 1456 code for a protein of 411 amino acids. Lineage: Eukaryota; Metazoa; Chordata; Aves; Piciformes; Lybiidae. Gene Ontology annotation, biological process: G protein-coupled receptor signaling pathway. The transcript has 2 exons. Gene Ontology annotation, molecular function: G protein-coupled receptor activity. The record is from RefSeq and is a predicted model, not a curated record.
CGAGCGGGUGACGGGAAGGGGCAGCGUGGCCUUCCACAGGGCCCUCCUUCUGCUGCAGGAGCAACGCCGGUAGGGAGGACGCCCGGCAAGCAGGGGAGCAUCACCCACCUCCUUAGGAGCAAAGGUAAAGACAAGACAGCAGCCAUGGCUGAGGUGGGGUUUCAUUCUAAGGGAAGAGCAGCCCAGGCAACACAGCUGCUGGCUUAACCCUUCGAGGGGGAUGGCGAGCCAAAUGGGGCUGAACACCACGGACAGCCUAGAGCCACUCUCCAUCCCUGAACAGUCCAUUGCCCAGGAAGUGGUGAGCCUCUUCUGUAUGGUCCUACUGACCCUCAUUGCCCUGGUGGCCAACACUGUGGUGAUGCUCGUCAUUCUCAAAACUCCUCUUCUCAGGAAGUUCAUCUUUGUCUGCCACCUCUGUGUGGUCGACCUCCUCUCUGCCAUUUUCCUCAUGCCCAUAGGGAUUAUCUCCAGCUCGUCCUGCUUCAGCAGGGUGAUCUACAGCAUUACUGAGUGCAAGGCCUUGAUAUUCCUGAAUAUCUGCUUCAUCAGUGCCUCCAUCCUUACCAUCUCCAUCAUCAGUGUGGAGCGAUACUACUACAUUGUCCACCCCAUGAGGUACGAGGUCAAGAUGACUAUCAGGUUGGCGGUAGCUGGAGUGAUCUUCAUUUGGGUCAAGUCUAUUCUCAUCACUGUCUUGGCACUGCUGGGCUGGCCACAAGGCAAUGGGGCCACCAGUGCCAGCCGCUGCACGGUCUACUGGAGCCCUGGGGCCCACAAGAAGGUUUUUGUGAUCAUUUUCAUCGUCGCCUGCUUUAUUCUGCCCACCAUCAUCAUCUUUGCUGUCUACUGCAGGGUCUACCGAGUGGCCCGGAUGGCAUCCCUGCAGCACGCACCCGCACCAGCACAGGCAGCUGUGCCAGGACACAGAUCCGACUCCAUUGCCAGCCAAGUGACCAUCAUAACCACCAGGAACCUGCCGCUGCCUAGGCUGACACCAGAGCGCUUUUUGGGAAGCAACAAGGCCAUCCUCACCUUGGUCCUCAUCGUGGGGCAGUUCUUGUGCUGCUGGCUGCCCUUCUUCACCUUCCACUUGCACUCCUCUGUUGCUGCUGGCAUGGUGGACAGUGGGCACAGGGAGAUGCUGGUCACCUGGAUUGCCUACUCCUCCUUUGCCAUCAAUCCUUUCUUCUACGGGCUGCUGAACCGCCAGAUCCGUGAAGAGCUGGCUCGGCUCCGGCGCAGUUGUCUCAACCGGCCACUGGGCCAGGAGAUCUGUCUGUCUGUCUUAGAGGCGUCUGUCCAGGAAAACAUCCUGCAGUUCCUCCAGAGAGCAACUUGCACACUGGAGACCCACGCCAGCUGCCUUAGUCCCAGCCCCAGGAACAGGAACAGGUUGGACCAGACCAAGAUAGGCUUCCCUACCCCAGGUCAAGCUCCUGAUGAGAGCAGCUGAGAAGCAGGAGGCCCUGUCCCACAGUGCUGGGCAGGAGAAUGGGCAGGGGACCUGCCAGGGUCCUUGUUCAGACUUUGCCUCUUGAUCUUAUAGUGGAAGAGGGUUUCUCUGCCUGUGAGAAGGCAGCAGACCUGGAGAUGCUGCAUCUUCCUUCUGCAGGCUGGGGUUGUUCCUGGCUCCACCAGCACAACCCAGCUGCAUGGACAGGAUCUCCUUGGGACAAGGACAUGCCAAGGGACUCCUAUGUAUGGGCAGAGGAGAGGACACUUCCAUCUCUGUCAUUUCACUGGGACAAAUAACGGCCAUCAGGGAAGAGCAGAUGUCCCUUGAACCAUUUACCCUUGAGCCGGUAAUGGCCCGGCUAACACCACUAACAUCAGUAACACCAGAGCCCUGGGCACCUCACUGAUCCUGGGUGGCCAACAUGGAGCCCUCCAUCCUUGGCUGUUUAACCCAAAACUAAUGUCUGAGUGGAGGAGUGCUUGUCAUCCAUAGUACUUAUUAGGGAGAUGGCACUCGAGAGCCUGGCUCAGGCUGUGCCUUUGUUUCUCCUGCUGGAGUGGUGCUGUGCACGUGCUCUGCCAAGCCAUGCCCCCUGUCCCUGUCAGUGGGCAGGGGCUGCCCCUCUCAGGGGAGAUGUUAGCUGGCCAGGGGCCCAUGCUGGGCUGUUGAUGGACACAGAUGUCCAGCUGAAGCCCAGUCAGUGGUGCCAAGUGCCAGUCAAACUGGGCUGCCAGCCAGGAGUACACUGGGGUGGGCACAGUGACACAGAGUAGUGGGGUGCCAUCAGGGUGCCCCUGGGCAGUAGCAGCCAGAGAGGACUGGAAACUGCUGUCUCAUUUCGGUCUCACUGCUUCUGCAGGGCUGGGGGACCUGCAGAAAAACCUAGAGGACUGGGACUAGAUAAGAAAGGGGAGAAAGAGGAGUGGACCCUGCUGGGUGCUGGAGGGGUACAUCCACCCUGGCCCACCCACAGAUGUCCUAGGGAUGGAGAUGCUCCUGCCCCAGUAUUGCUAAUGAGCUGGAGGAGAACUGCCUCAUGGCAUGGAGGAUGCUCCAGGAAGAUCUCCAGAGAGACUGGAGCUGAAGCCCAGCACCUGCCUGGGCACAAGGAUGCCUCUCCAGCCACCACCUUGUGUCCCCAGGAGCUAGGGCUGUCUCUAGCAUGAUGGUGUCUCCACUCAGGGUGGGGGAAUUGUUUUUUCUUGUAAAUUUUAUCUUUUUAUUAAACCGUUGAUAAGUUAUAAAGGAGGAAAAAAUA